Lactuca virosa is the source of this 1365-nucleotide messenger RNA. NCBI's taxonomy places the organism in Eukaryota, Viridiplantae, Streptophyta, Magnoliopsida, Asterales, Asteraceae. The record is from the annotation of a GenBank genome assembly.
AUGGGCGAACCCCAACGAGGCGGUGAUGUCUAUGGCUGGCAUGAUUCCCCAUUAGAACCGUUUGGGUACGUAGCCAGUGGAGAUGUUCGAGGGAAAAAUAUAACCAUUCUUGACCGACUUCAUCGGAAACAAAUUGCAAACUCCACCCUAGUGACGGAGGAGGUGAUGGAGCCAGAUUCCCCAACUAGAGGUUUCUCAUUCGUCAAACCGGAAUCGGAGACCAUUGCUGGAGGCCUCUCGGAGAAGAUUCCUGAAGAUCCCCUUUCGGAGACAGAAAACCCCAACGGUCUGUCUGCUGCGGUUGUGUUCCAACAAAAACUCUUUGGGUCUAGACUUGGUCGUUUCAUGGCAUCGACCAUCGAAACUUCGGUAGUUGUUCUUAUUCCCAUUUCCUUCGAUACCAAGACUGGGAAUGAAGAGCCUGUAGGGAUUGAAUAUGUAGAUAUGGAAGCUACUAUUGUUAUUACAAGGAAGGAGGCCAUAAUGUCGACACUGGUUACUCUUGCUGCUUCACUUCCCCGGUUCCAACAUCCUUUUUUCGUGACAAGUGUUGCCAAUAGCCCUUUUGAAACGUGGGUUGCGUCUGAUGAAGAAGCGUUAGAUAAGGCUCAAUCAUGCUUGAUGGAAGGAAUGCACUUGUUGAAUGAAGUGCCCGUACGCACAAAGGCACAUUCAGACGAGCUUGCUCAACUUCAAAUCGUAUUUGAUGAAGCCUUGGAAGAGUUGAAGCAACUUCGGAUCCUUCACGAGCUAACGAAAAAAGAAGCUAAGGGAUUGAGGGAAGAGGUAGUUGGUUUGUCAGAGAGAAACCAAAGUUUAGUGAUAGAUUUGAGUCAGACCGUUGGUCAGCAGGAGGAGUUGAAAAAGUUGAGUCAAGAUUUGCAACUGAAAUUAGAUGAUGCCAUGAGCCACCGCGCAUCUGCCGUCAAGGAACUCGAGGGUGUUUCUCAGCAGUACCAUUCACAUAAGUCGCAAUAUAUGGAGAAGGUUUCUCAGUUGGAAAUCGCCUGUUCUAACAAGGAUGUUUGUAUUAAGUUGCUAGAGGAGGACUUAGUCGUGGCGAAACUCAUGAUGUUGGAGAAGGAUGCUCGAUUUGCCACUUUGAGUGACCCACAACUUUUGAUGGAGCAGAAUAUAGCAAGUUGCCAGAUGGGAGCGGAUCAAAAGGCUGAGGAGAUGCGAUUGGUCAUAAAGGAAUGUAUCGCCAUCUUUGUUUGGGCUUUGUUAGAUUCAAGCGACUUUGGUGCCAUGAAUUCCGCCUUACAGACAUCCGCUAUCCAGCUUGGCCUCCAUCAAGCCUGUGUGGACAUGAAAGAAAAGUACCCUGGAGAGCUGAAAGAACAUGUCUAUAUGGCCCUUUCAUGA